Molecule: messenger RNA, 210 nt
Organism: Adineta ricciae
Lineage: Eukaryota; Metazoa; Rotifera; Eurotatoria; Adinetida; Adinetidae
Source: the annotation of a GenBank genome assembly
AUGUCUACGUUUAUUGGUGCAAUCUUACCCUUUGCUUGUUUGAAAAAUCAAGUACAUCGCUUCGACAUUUCAUAUCUAGACAUCAAAACGUCACAAUUGCUUGUGCAAAAUCGUCGUAGAAAUAAAGAACGAGUGAAGACAAUCAACGAUGCAUUUCUUUGUCAAUGUUUUCCUAGUCUAUUCGAAACAACAUCUACCAUCGUCCGAUAA